CACAACCAAUUCCAUUAUUAAAGGGAUAAGCCUCAACCUUGCAACCCAACACAACCAAAAUUCGCUACUUGUUAAGGGCUGCACUAUACCAGAAUGUCUCAGGGAAGAGGCAGUGCAUCUUUGCCUAUUGUGGUCACUGUGGUUUCACUACUGUGCCUUUUGGAACGUGCUAACGCAGCAACUUACUCCGUUGGAGGACCUGGGGGAUGGACCUUCAACACUAAUGCUUGGCCCAAUGGAAAAAGAUUCAGAGCUGGUGAUGUCCUAAUCUUCAACUAUGACUCAACGACCCACAAUGUGGUUGCUGUGGACAGAAGUGGAUACAACAGCUGCAAGACACCAGGGGGUGCUAAAGUGUUCAGUUCAGGGAAGGACCAAAUCAAACUAGCAAGAGGGCAGAACUACUUCAUAUGUAACUACCCUGGUCACUGCGAAUCUGGGAUGAAAGUUGCCAUUAAUGCGCUGUGAUAUACUAGUAGUGCUCAAUACUUCUUGAAAUGAAGUAACUGUUAAGUUAAUGGUCAAUUAACUAGCAUUAGUAAAUGUUAGUGUGUGAUAUUGUAUGUACUUUUUUUUUUUAUAUGAAGCUGUUAUAUAUAUUAAUUACUAUAGUUUGUGAAGCAAGUGGGAGUGAGCUGGCUUGGUAGAUCAAUUGUUCCUGUAUUUGGUAUGUGUUGUGUGGUGGGAGUAUGAUAAUGGUCCAUUAGUCACGGGCUCUUCUUAUUAGACAUUGGAUCUGCAUAUUUUGAAAUUAUUCAAGUCUGAGCCAAUUAUCUGUAUCUAGUGUCUCGGUGUCACAGUGUGUGGUUGUAUUACUGAAUUUGUUGCCUUCAAUAAAUUAAAUUUUCUACA
This is a messenger RNA of Glycine soja, 852 nucleotides long. RefSeq names its product basic blue protein-like. Lineage: Eukaryota; Viridiplantae; Streptophyta; Magnoliopsida; Fabales; Fabaceae. The transcript has 2 exons. The record is from RefSeq and is a predicted model, not a curated record. Gene Ontology annotation, molecular function: electron transfer activity. Gene Ontology annotation, cellular component: plasma membrane. Bases 94 to 468 code for a protein of 124 amino acids.